GAGAAAAAUAUUUAAAAAUGUUUGUAAAUCCCAGUUAUAAUUAAAUGUACCUUAACGUACUUUUUAAAUACAUGUUAAUGUAUGUUUAGUGUACUAAAUACAAUUUACUAACAGUAAUAUAAUUUCAAGGAAUUAUUAAAGAGAUAUCCAGAUGGCUUAUUAGAGAGAUUAUUAAAGACUUUUCCGCUUUUUUCCUUAAAUAUUAGCAAAUGAUAGAAAAAAGAAAGUGAUUUUAUAAUAAUUACAAAAAUUUAUAGGAUUUAAAAAAUUCUUCAAUUUUAUUAAUGAAUGUAUCUCGAAAUAUUUAAUUUUACAAGUUUGACCCAUAAUUGUGUCCGUAUCUUACGUAAGUUUCAAUAUAUUAUUUUUUUUUUACACUUAGUUCAAUAUAAUCUUUCUGGGCUUCCAAAACUCCACUCUGGGAGUUCAGUAAGCUAUCUCUGCCAACCUUCCUUUACAAUUAAGUCACCAUGCGAUGAAUAAAAGAACGAACAGCUCAAAAUUCUUAGCUAUUCAUUCGAAUUCCGCAGACAUUCUCAAACUAUAAAAAUUCGAAGAUCAUCGAAAUGCAAAAUAACCGAGAGUAUACGAGCAAAGUAUCUUUGAAGCGGCGGAUCCCUUUCGAUUCUUAAGUGCUUUCGAGUGCUUCGGCGUACGAAUUGGUAAUUUAUCGCGGCUUAAUCGCUUCCGCAAUCCGUUUCCCCGUUUCCCGAAUACCGUAAAGCUGUAACUUUGAACGGUGUUUUGGAAAUGGCGACCUUGUAUGGACGUGGACGCGUCUGCGCCUUCCGACAGCCGGCCGGCCGGCAGGCAGGAUGCGUCAAAGCCGAUCGAUAGAAGGGAUGCAAGACUAAGAGACUCCUCUUUCGUGCAACGCGAGCGUCUCAUUUUCGUGCUCCACGCUUUCGCGUUUCCCCUCGUUCGUGCGUGUCGCACGUUUUCUCGCCGGCUCUCAUUAGAGUCGCGCAUCGUCCUCCAUGCGAUCGUGUGUCCCCUCGCAUCGUUUUCGCCUCGCGAUUUUCCACGACAGGCCGUCUCGCGUUUCCGCGCGCGGAACGAGCGAUCAGUUCUGCUGGAUAAUCGCCGCGCCAGCAGAUCUGUUGCUCGUUGACUUGGUUUCUCAUUUCUUUCUCGUGAAAACUCGACGAGUAGGGCAGCAUUGCGAAGAGACUUGGCCCAGUUGAUCCGGAGAAGCCGCUAGUGAAACAUCGUGAAAACGUCAAGCGCACUCAGCCAGUGCGCUCGAAUCGUGUCUGCGGUUCAGUGUUUCUUCCGGGAACCUAUGACAAAAAUCAAGCAGCAGGGCUGUUUAUGAGGACACGCGGUUUCCAUGAAGUGGAUCCGGCCAAAUUUCGAAGUUUUAUGUAGCAACCGGGUGAGCCAAAUGACCAAGACCUAUAAUGACAUAGAGGCAGUUACAAGGCUUCUGGAGGAGAAAGAAAAAGACUUGGAGCUGACAGCGCGCAUCGGCAAGGAACUGUUAGCACACAAUCAGAAGCUCGAAAGCACGGUGAAUGCAUUAGAAGCUGAGCUUAAAGAAGCGAACGAGAAGAUUACCCAGUUGAACCAUGAGGUGUUGAAGAAGGCCGAGCUGAUACAGAUACUGACGAACGAAAAUGUGGACGACUCUAACUCUGAUGCCGGAACUCCCACCGGCUUGCGUGGUAUUAAUCUGGAGAUGUUACAAAGGAAGGUUACCUCCUUGGAAGACGAGAAUAAGCAGCUUCGCAACGAAUUUGUGAAACUGGUGCACGAUGCCGACAGUUCCGAAGAACAGGAAGCACGACUUGUAAAAGACAUCGCAGCACAAUUGGCAAACGCCAACAUGGAAGUGGAUGGCAUAGCGGAGGAGCUUGGCAGGCAAAAGGAAGAAAAUCGAUUGCAGCAUGAGCAAAUAAUUAGUCUUACUGCUAAAUUAGCUGAGACAGAGCUUAGGCUCGCUCAACUGAUGGCAGAACAUGACGAAGUGGGAGCAACUCUAGUCAUCACUAGGGAUAAUCAAAAUACGCUUGCCGCUGAACUAGCUGAAUUCAAAGAACGAUAUGCGGAGGUGGUGAACUUAUUAGCCGAAACGCAAGAACAGUUACGAAAACAGAGGAAACGCGGAAUGCCGACUGUACGUGGUGGAUCGCUAUUCCCGUCGAUGGGCGCGGCACCUCAACCGGAUUCUAUUGCUUCAGAAUUGGAAUCGUCCCUUUACUCGGAAUUAAGCAUUGACUCUGGAAUCGGUGCAGGCGACAGAAUACCAACUUACAAGAAAGUGUUUGAUACCGUUCGUACCGCAUCUCGAACAACAUAUUCGGGAAUGGAUUCCAAUCAGUUUCCUAGAUUAAAUUCUAUGACAACGUCGACAUUAUCCAGCAGUUCGGUUGGCCCGCGGAUGAGUUGUGGCCAAGCACGACCGCAAGCAUCCACAUUUCCUAGUUUGGAUUCUACUGGUCAUAGCGAGAGUGAAGGAUCCUUGCUCAUCGAAUCGGAAGAUUAUCCAGGACCGCAACGACUGGGUGUACCUGGUGCUCCUGGUGCUGCUGAUCUGGAAGCCGCUAUACGUCGUCUAACACCCGCGGAAGUAUUAGCGAGACGUGCAUGUCUUAGUACAGGCGCCGGUUACAGUUACGAUUAUGACGGUGGCAUAUUACAUUCCCCACCAACCUUCUUGCCUUUUGACUGUCGUACUCCGGACAGCAUUAUGUCGACUGGCAGUAGCGGCAACCUUAGCGGCUUCAGCGGCAACACGUGGCGUAUUCCGCAGAAAUUGCAGAUAGUCAAACCGAUGGAAGGCUCCCAGACGCUGGGUCACUGGUCGCGAUUAGCGACGCCAACGUUAGGUGGAUUGCUGGAGGAUAGGCCAGGCGUAAAGACCAGGGGUGGUCGUGCUCUUGAGGAUCUUGGUCUUAUAACAUUUGCGUUGAGCGAUUUGGAGGAAGAUGAAGAAUAUACUAAUCCCGGUAAACCGUUUCAAGACACUGGCUCCGUUUACACCUUUACUAACAGCACUGUAAUGCAUCCGGAUGAUCAUACCGUCAGCAGCGUCACGCCGAGUAUCGUUAGCAGUCGUGUCGCCUCGGCACCCAAUAGCGGUAUGAACUCUGGUAUGAGCACUCCUCGCACACACAGCCGUCGCAAUUCGACGUCAACGUUUUCCACCACGCUUGGAUUGGCCAAAAUGCUGAACGAAAGAGGAAUCAAGGCCGUCACGCCUUCGUGCAUAGGUACGCCUACUGACGAGCGGAAUUUCUCACCGACCGCUACACCGUGCAACAGUCCGGAUGCAAGUCUGUCACCGAGAUCAUUGUCACCAUCGCCGGAAAGUGCCGCUUCAUUAACAAUGGGACUGCUUAGCACUGGAGCGGAAUUAUUGAGGCGUACUUUUAGUUACGAGCCGCCGGAGCCGAUGCAAGUUAAAAAGAAAAGACCAAAAUCAACGAUCUCACGCUCUGAUAAGAAAGCUCUCACGGGGAUACGUUUAGUGGAGAAAUUGGAAAGGAUUGGUAUUGAUACGAUUAUAGCCACUACGGUUAGUUCAUCGAUCUCACCGUUAGCUCUACAGGGUACUUUAUACACGCGUCGUUCGACUGGAAGUCCAAUGGCACAAUUGACUUUCCUCAAAACUUCGAUGUCCUCCAGUACCAGCCAAGAAAAGUUAAUAUCUCCUUCAUCUUCAACAUCCUCCACUGACGAAUUUCCGAGCAAAUCGCAGUCAUUACCAUGCAAACGGAAUGACAGCAAGGAGCCCGAACCAAGCGUGUCUGGUUCUAAUGCAUUUAACUCGAGAACAGCAGGUCAGUCGCCGGAUCGACAACGACGAUCGGGUGCUAGAGCGACGAGACCCGAUCUGGGACGAGUUAAGCCGCCAGUUCCGACGCCUGUAACUAAAGAAUCCAAACAAUCUGCUUUGGGAGCAAUAAGUUCGCUUCUUUUUGGUCGUAAAGGUGGCUUGUUGUGAAUAUUUUGUAGAGUCUGUGCGCGAAUCGAGUCCAGCGAAUUAUUUUUUAACGUAUUCGUAGAGAAAGUUUGUUUUUUAUUGCUUUCUUGGUUUAUACAAUAUUAUUUGAGUACACGAUAUGCUCCUGUCGUCAGUAUUAUUGAUUGUUGAUACUUUAACGUAUUCAUUGAUUCGUAUACAGUAAUUUUUCGAAUUCAAUGUGGUGAAUCGCUGUAAAUAAUCGUGAUGAUGUUAAUAUUAAUAAGAUACAGUAUACAAGAAUCAGGUUGCUAAAAUACUCUAUAUAAAAUGAACAUUUUAAAUUUUAUUCUAAAAAUCAUGAAUUAAAAGAGACGAAUAUAGCAUAAUAAAAUAUACUUUGUACAAUAAAAAUACAUGAAGUCAUUAUAUAUUUUAAAUUUUAUUUUAAAAUUUAUAAUGAAUUAAAUUAAAGAUAGAUACAGACGGCUGGAAUUUUUGUAUAGUUUGUGACAAAUGGAAGAAAAUUCUUAAACUAUUAGUUUAAAUGAAGAUAAAAAUUAUUUUAUUUUGUGAUUGCAUUAGGAUCUUCAACUAUGUAUAUUUAUGGAUUGCAUAAUUAUAAUAUUUAUGCAUUGUAUUAUAUUUCGGCGUUAGCUGGACUAAGAUUUUUCCCGCUGGGGUAUAUUCUGGAAGAUAAAGUAAGGCAGCUACCUAUAAAGGAUCUGCUCCGUUUUUGAGAAAGAACAAGACUCUUUUGAUGGUGGCUGCUGAAACGAGAAGGCAUGGUGGACUUGGUCUGCAUGUCUUUGAUAGAGUUUUGUUUGAAAAUUUAUUAUUUUAUUAUAAUGCAAAAGUUUAAAAACCAAGAUAUAUAUAAUUAAUUAUAUAAUUUAUAAAAUUGAUUACACGAAGGAAAUGAAAAUUAUAUAAAAAAUCAAUAUAAACUAUUUAAUCAAGUUUGUUAUUUAGUAAUUUUUUUAUAAUUAAAAGAAAUUUACAAUAUAUUAAAUUAUUUUUAUAAAAGUGUGAUAAUAUGCAAUAGGUAAAAACUAACCAAAUUAUAAGAAUUUACAAUUUUUAUAAUUAUCUAUUAUCUCAUUUUAGUUUUAUUUAUUUUUUUUAUUUUAUUAACAUCUCUGCAGUACUUAACGAAUAUUCAUCAAUUUUUUCACACAGAUUGAUAAAUUGAACAAUUUUUACAUUUGGGAAUACUUUGCUCAAUAUUUUAUUACAAGAUGCACAUUAUUUAUUUAGCACGUUAUUUAGCGCAGUCCAUAUUAUUACAUAGUUAAAGUUUGAAAUAUAUUUCCAACGAAAUCAAGAAGAACAAGAAACGAAUUAAGGAAAUUAUAUGGCAGGGUAGUUAAUGAAAUUAAUAUCGUGUAUUCGAAAUUUGUAGCUAACUGCAGAAUAAGCUGUUAUUCAAUGCAAUAUAAACAACUAGUAUACAAAGGGGCAGGGAGGACGCUGAGAAUGGUGCAUCGUACUAUAAUGCAUUAUUUAUGUAACUUAGCACAAAGUCGAAUUUGGUGCUGAUUUAUUUUCUUUAGCGUACGCUUAAAUGACGACGAGUAGUCGUAGUAGCAUCAAUGCUAUUGUCAGUCUUUGCACACAGAAGAUUGUGCAUUUAGCGUUGGAUUUAUUAAGUAUAUACUGUACAUAGUUGAAUGAAAUGCAACGGGGCGGUAAAGCGCCCUCACAUUCAUUCAUUUAUUUUCCUUAGCGAUUUCUUUCGCAUAAACGUAAUUUAUUGCCACUUUGUUUCCUGCAAAUGGGUCUGAGUUUUACAUAAGAGAACUUGUAAUGUAUUAUAGAGAAGAGAGUGUUUAGCUCGACGCAGCCUUGUACAUAGACGUACAAAUUAAUAAAUUAAAUUGAAAAAUAAUAUUGUUUCGCUAUCCUACCUCGUUUGCAUUUCCGCCGACAUAUCCCUUAUUCUUUUAAUCGUUCGAAAGGCCUAGAAUUAAACGGAAAGAAAUCGGCAGCGAAAGAGCUGUAUGCAUUACUGUAAAUAGAACGACGACACGAUCGUGGAAAUGUUUUACUGCAAUUAUUCUUUGUACCGAUACCUGAGAGACGCAAGAUCAAGUAUGGAGAAAUAUCUAAUAAAAUAAUAGCAUGUUUUUCAAUGAUUUAUUUAAUUUCAUGAAAUAAUUUCAGAUUUUGAAGCAAUUUCUUUGAAUUUAUUCCGAAAAAUAAGUUAUAUACUCAAUAAAAUGAAAAUAAAAUUAAUCCUAUAUAAAAGGUAUUUAGAAUGUGCUAAAAAAUGCAUUUAGAUACAAUGUAAAUAUAUUUCUUGAACAAGAAGCAUAACGUACCAUAUCUUAAUAUCUUAUUAAGGAUCAAGUAUCGGUAUAAUUACAAUAAAAUCAAAUAAAUGUACAUCCAUUUAACUAAAUGAAUAACUGAAAGCGUUUGAACAUAGAUUUGCAGUUUCCUAUGAAAACUGAUAAAAUUAUUAAAGAAUACGCAUAAAUAAUAUAAAAUUUAAUAAAAUGAAAAAUUUUUUGCUUAAUUCAUUCGAGAGUUUUUUCACGAUUAAAUUUAUUAUUCGUGCAAAUCAAUUUUACAUUCAGUUUUCACGGUAAACGGAAAAGAAACAAUUUAUAAAUUAACAAAUAGGUUAAUUUUCUUCAUUACAAAUUGAAGAACUAUAUUACUUCGACCAAGCAUUAAAUAUAUAAUAAAAUCAAAAAUGUAUAUACGAUCAUUUAACGAAGUGAUCAUUCGGAUAUUCAUAUUGGUUUCCUAUGAAAACUGAUAUUGAUGAAGAAUACACACUAUGCAAAAUAAGAUAUAAUAUGAACUACAAAUAUGUAAAAAUUAAGUUUCUUGUGUAAUUUAUUCAAGAGUAUACAAUCAUAAAAUGUAGAAAUAAAUAAACAUUUGAACACAUAUUUGGUUUUCUAUGAAAACUAAUAAAAAAUCUAGAGAAUUGUACAAGAUAAAAUAUAAAAAAGUAAAUAUAACGUGAAGCUAAACAAAAAUUUUCUAUGUAAUCUGUUUGAAUCAGUUUAUAGUUAAUUAGUUAUAUUAUCUGGACACAUUAAAAAAUUUUUUUUAUAUUCAGUUUUCAUAGCAAACAGAAAAAGAAUUAUUGUCAAACAAUAAAUAGAUUAAUAUUAUUACCGCCGCGUUGCCUCGACGAACAAUGUUUUCCCAAGAAAUGUAAUUAUUAUGUAGCUAAAAGUAAGGAAUCGCGUGUAUUACUAUAUGGUUGUGUAUACUAAUAUCUGCUGAACUAUGAAUACUAAAAUUGAGGCCUUAGUACGCGUAAAGUUUUUGUUUAUGUAGUAUCCGAGAGUUCCCCAUACAGAAAUAACCCAUACAGAACAAGAUGUUCUAGCUAGAAUAUUCUAGAUGAACAUUCUAGAAUAUUUUAUGAAUAUCUAGAAAAUUUAUAGAAUAUCUUGUUCUGUAUGGGUUAUUUCAGAGUUAUGAUAUUUUUAUGGAAUGUGUAUUUAAAUUUCAUAUGCUUUUCUUGAAUCAACGCGACGAUUCGCCAUGAUUAUUCGAUCAGACAGCUACAUUUAUAACAAGCAAGGUCUGCAGUAAACCCUUUGUCAAAGGGCUUUGCCAUGUAAUCAUUUUACUGUGGCAAGUAGAGAUAUAUCAUACCUCCCAAUUGAACAAUAAAUAUAUUUAAAUAUUAA
Molecule: messenger RNA, 7560 nt
Organism: Monomorium pharaonis (pharaoh ant)
Lineage: Eukaryota; Metazoa; Arthropoda; Insecta; Hymenoptera; Formicidae
Gene: milt
Product: trafficking kinesin-binding protein milt
Exons: 7
Coding region: 1331-3946 (871 amino acids)
Source: RefSeq, a predicted model, not a curated record